AUGUCAUCCCAAACUCGAGGGGGCAUACAGCACAGUGAAGGUGUGGCAAAGGAGAAACGAAAGCCCGUACGCCGCGAUCCGGAGAAGAGACGACAACAGAAUAUCAAGGCCCAAAAGCGAUAUAGAGAAAAGCUCCGUGAGCGCCUCAGUCAUCUCGAGGCACUCGAAGCCACACAGCAUGCCUCUUUCGAAGAAACACUAGCUGUGAGAACCGCUACUCCUCUGUUGAAUAUAAACAAAGGCACGCAAAUUGCGCCGUCUUUUGUUGCUGCAGAAGAUUUAUCAAUCAAUGAGCCUUGGGAUAUACAUAGUGUCAGUCAGUCCUCCGGGACCCAGGAUUUUAAUCACAUUGUCCCACAGUUUGAAGAUACCUGGUCUGCAUUUAGCACAUGGGGCUCCACGGCAGAUAUCUCACAGUCCGAUGGGACCUCAUCAGUGCCGAGCAUAUGGGAUUCUACAAACCUUACUUCACAAUCGGAAACUGAUACACCACCAUCACUAACCCUAUGGGACACCACCGCAUUAUUUUUACGGCAAUCCAACACCAAAUCUUUAACAGACUCGUCUAACUCCACCACAAUUGCCCAGGUUGACCCUUCUAAUGUGAUGUGUGAGAAACAAGAUGACGGUUCAGAUCCAUGCUGGACAACGAAUAUAGAUUGUGGUUGUCCAAGUCCACACAUCCAAAUACGAACUCAAGGCCCGGAUCCAUUUACAUUGAAGGGUCUCCGAGUUCUGAGUUUCACGCCAACUCAACGUCUAGCAGAUCCAUACGUCAAUACCCUGCGUCUCGAAACGGUGUGCACAAUCGCAGCAUUAUUCAAUCUAGGGAUGCACAUCGGCAUUACCGAAGAGAUGAUAUGUGCUGAGAAUUGUCGCUCGCCCUUUUACCGUUCGGGUGUCAAGUCCGAUCCUCAAGUCGAAGCAAAUACGAUUGGCAGUGUGAAGAGUAUCUUCAAGGCGCUCAAGCCGGAUCUGAGGCCGAGCAGUGAGCAGAUCACCGUGGAGCAUCACCCAUAUAUUGAUAUUCUUCCGUUCCCGACACUUAGGAAGAACAUUAUCAGACAACAACAUCUGGAAGAAUUUGACGAGGAUCAGUUCUUUCUCGAUCUUCUAGCGGGUUUGGUAUGUUGGGGAGGUGCGGGUGUAGGGAAGAAAGAUCGAGAUCUGUCCACUGGGUUUGCAUCGACUGGUACACCAUGGGAUGUCCGCAGCUGGGAAGCUAAGCUGUGGUUUUUGAAGAAGUAUUGGGAUCUACUCGGCGGAGAAGAUGGUGAGCUUGUUCGGCAAAGUGAGUGGUGGCGUGGUAUUAGAGGCGAGGAUACACCGACAGAACUUGAAGUAUAG
Molecule: messenger RNA, 1347 nt
Organism: Penicillium nucicola
Lineage: Eukaryota; Fungi; Ascomycota; Eurotiomycetes; Eurotiales; Aspergillaceae
Product: bZIP transcription factor
Exons: 2
Coding region: 1-1347 (448 amino acids)
Biological process (GO): regulation of DNA-templated transcription
Molecular function (GO): DNA-binding transcription factor activity
Source: RefSeq, a predicted model, not a curated record